AUGGGGUUUCAAACUGAAGUAAAUGGCACAGCAUAUCCUGGUGAACUGUUGGCUAUUAUGGGCGCUAGUGGAGCAGGAAAAACAACCCUGCUAAAUGCAUUGAUGUUCCGAUCUCCUUCGAAUGUUUCUGUAAGUGGCCAGCGAGCUGUCAAUGGUUUCCCUGUUACAAGCAAUGCUCUAACAGCUUUGUCAGCAUAUGUCCAACAGGAUGAUCUCUUCAUUGGUACAUUGACUGUUAAGGAACACUUAACAUUUCAGGCCUUAGUUCGAAUGGACAGAAACAUUCCAUAUGAACAGCGUAUGAGACGUGUCCAAGAAGUUAUCACAGAAUUAGCUCUCACAAAAUGUCAACAUACUAUAAUAGGAGUUCCUGGAAGAAUUAAAGGGAUUUCAGGUGGAGAAAUGAAACGUCUUUCUUUUGCAUCAGAAGUUCUUACAGAUCCGCCCCUAAUGUUUUGUGAUGAGCCGACAUCUGGAUUAGAUUCUUUCAUGGCUCAAAAUGUUGUGCUUGUACUAAAAAACAUGGCCCUAAAGGGUAAAACUGUUGUGUGUACUAUACAUCAACCAUCUUCUGAAGUAUUUGCUCUAUUUGACAAAAUUUUACUCAUGGCUGAAGGUCGUGUUGCAUAUCUUGGCACUCCAGAAGGUGCAUGUAACUUUUUUAAAGAAAUGGGUGCAUCUUGCCCUAGUAACUACAACCCAGCAGAUUUUUUUAUUCAAUUGUUAGCUGUAGUACCCACUCGAGAGGAAGCUUGUAAACAGACAAUUGAACUUGUCUGUGAUGCUUUCCAACGAUCAGAAGAAGGUUUACGCCUUGCUGCCGAAGUUGAAAAUGUAGCUGAUACACAGGUAAAAGCUGUAAUGGCUGGAGGUCUCUGGGGUGAAAAUCCUUGGCAAACAGCAGAUGCCAGUUGUUCACCAUACAAAGCUUCAUGGAUAGCUCAAUUCCGAGCUGUUUUUUGGAGGUCUUGGCUGAGUGUAUUAAAAGAACCUAUUCUCAUACGAGUACGAAUGCUGCAGACACUGGUACACAAUCAGUUGGUUGAUAUGUUUAAUGUCAGAAUUGAUGCUAAAGGUUUAUCCUUCCAGAUGGUAUCAUUAAUGAUUGGCAUAAUAUACUUUGGACAAGAACUCAACCAAGAUGGAGUCAUGAAUAUAAAUGGAGCUCUUUUCAUAUUUUUGACAAACAUGACAUUUCAGAAUGUUUUUGCUGUCAUCAGUGUUUUUUGUAGUGAACUACCUGUGUUUAUGCGAGAACAUUUCAAUGGCAUGUAUCGCACAGACAUAUACUUCAUUUGCAAGACAAUGGCAGAAAUACCUAUAUUCAUAGCAAUACCAGUUUUGUUUACAUCUAUUUCAUAUUACUUAGUAGGAUUCAAUCCUUCCGUAGAUCGAUUUUUUGUUGCAACUGCUAUAGUUAUGCUGGUGGCUAAUGUUGCAACAUCAUUUGGUUACCUGAUAUCUUGUGUCAGCACCAGCGUGACAAUGGCACUCUCUAUUGGUCCUCCUGUUGUUAUACCUUUCUUAUUAUUUGGAGGAUUUUUUCUGAACACUGGUUCUGUCCCAGAGUAUUUCACUUGGUUAAGUUAUUUAUCUUGGUUUCGGUAUGGCAAUGAGGCGUUACUUAUAAAUCAGUGGUCUGGUAUUGAUCAUAUUGAUUGCAUGGACUCAAACAGCACAUGUCCUCGAAAUGGUCAAGUAAUUCUAGAGACCUUGAGCUUCAGUGAGAAUGAUUUUACUAUGGAUAUCUGUAGCCUGUUUGGACUGAUAGCUGGAUUUAGAUUCUUGGCAUUCUUAGCUUUAUUAGUCAGAACUCUUCGCUCAGAUUGAUUCCUCAAAUUGUACUCUUUUGUAAAACAAUUUUCUAAUAUAUAAUAUAAAACAAUUGAUAUCUAAUGAUUUUCUGUAAUGAUGUCUUCAAAAUAUAACUGGGAUAAGAAAGCGGCAGUGAUCUCUACAGAGUGAACUGUGUGUGUGUGUUUUUUUCUUUUUUUCAUAGCAAAAAUACUACAAGAAAAUGAAUGCAACUUGAAAUCUUGAGUAAGU
Messenger RNA from Gryllus bimaculatus (two-spotted cricket), 2046 nucleotides. The record is from the annotation of a GenBank genome assembly. Lineage: Eukaryota; Metazoa; Arthropoda; Insecta; Orthoptera; Gryllidae.